Molecule: messenger RNA, 1129 nt
Organism: Oppia nitens
Lineage: Eukaryota; Metazoa; Arthropoda; Arachnida; Sarcoptiformes; Oppiidae
Exons: 2
Coding region: 145-909 (254 amino acids)
Source: RefSeq, a predicted model, not a curated record
AAAUCAAAUCACUUUACAAACAAAAUUAAUUACAAAAAACUAUAACUAAAUUACUAUUAUUUCUGGAACUAAUCGCUUAAUCAUAUAAUCGUUUUAAAAUUAAAUUUAAUUAGUGAUCAAUAUAUCCGUUGACUGACACCACCGAUGACUAAUCAAGAGUACAACAAGAGUAGGACAAUCUCAACACCAACAACAACAACAAGUGAUUUGGUUUUCAACAAUCCAUACAUUUUAGCCAAAAUAGCCGCCCGUUUGGACAUCAGAUCCCUGUCCAAUGUCCAGAGUGUUAACCGUCACUUCUAUAACGCCUCGAACUAUGAAACCGCUAAACGUCGAGACAUUGUCCAUAUCUAUCUGUUGGACGACUACAACGCCAGCGCUAAGACAGUUAGUCCAACGCAUCGGCUUUUCUACUCAUUUCGGGCGUACACUCGUCUGUGGCUAAACACUAAACCCAUGGAAGCGAUAGUAGUAAUCGGUGGCUACAAUCGCAGUCCAGACUAUCGGACACAAACACAACUCAUUGGAAAGUUUGUCGCGAUAUUUGCCGAAACACGUUACAAAAGUCUGACCAAUUGUCACAUCAAUGGAUUCAAUGACUUUGAUCGGACAGCCUAUCCAUGCAUGUCUUCAUUUUUGUUGCCCGAAAUAGACGGCAUCGAAAUCUUCAGAUACCGUGACAUCUAUUCAGUAAUUAUAGACGAGUCGGUAAAUUGUGUCCUAUUGUUUCAGUCGCUAAAACUCAUGAGAAGAAGUGGCGUCACAUAUGGAAAGGCUUUGCGACUGACGUACUCGGCGUUAGAGUCGAUGAUCGCUAAGUUUAGCGAUAACUAUGAACCGUUGUGGCCGUCAAAAGUAUGCAACAAAACUGUCCCGAAGAAGACGAUCUGUGCCAUACACUGGUGCUGACUAUUAGUGGCGAUCGUGUCCGCACCGGUAGCACUGUUAUCUCCACAACAACAAUCAGUUUCGAGCUAUUCUAUGCUCAGCUAAAGACAGGCUUCGACUGCGAUGACAGCCGCCGGUCAACGACUGCCUGCUUUGUGUUUAGCAACCGACGGGCUUUCGGUGACCAACAGUCGCUGGCCCUGCAAUUGUUUUUUGUUUUGUUUUAUCACUUAAUAAUUUG